AGUAUUGCCAGUGUAUCCCACAACAUCAUGAAUGUGCAGGGGUGGGCCUAAUGAUAUCAACUUCAUGAGGCAGUGUCUGACUGCCUGUCAGACUCAUCAGAUACUUGGACAAAAUAAAAAAAAAAAAGUUUUACAACUGCAACCCACCCAUGAUGACUUGCGUGUACUACAGCAGCCAACCAAAGAUGAUAUUGCAUCAACGCAAUGACAAACCAAGGUCUCGAGGACUACUGUUGGAAUCUGCCUGGACUGGUUUGGAUGGAUAGCAGCAGGGCUGUGUAGCACAACUUCUGCAGAGCACAGUAGAUGCAGAGGGACAGACAGACACCACACCCACCCAUGCUCAUAGGAUGAGGAUAUUUACUUUCUCUUCAUCAACCUCAAGCAGUUGUGUUGAUCCCUUACCAUGAUUAUUAAUCAGAUGAAUUUGCAAAACAGUGGCAAACGUAGUUCUCAGAGAAGAGUUCAUAAUGGGCAAUAAUUAUUUAAGAUCUGCAUAAAGGUUGUACCCCACACAACAGAUAUUCAUUUCUGAUUCUCAGAUAUGAUACAUAAGAUGGCAAACCAUAAAAAGAUCGACUCUCCUUACUGUACUUCAUUUUGACAGUUGUGUUGUCAUGGAACAAUACUCACUGAAGCCUGACAGAACAUGGAAACAUCAAGCAAAACCCCCUGUAUCACUAUGGAGGAGACACAAGUGUCUUGUGUUUACUUUUAUCAUUGUUGCAGUACUUGGCUCAUCAGUUUAUAUAUUCUUCAGAAUGAACAAUGACUGUAUCAUGUGUCCUAUUUUUUUGGUAAAAUAUGUUCCGUCUUCCCUGGCAAAGGCAGUGAACAGUCCAGAAUCUGUGGAAAGGCCUCUCCUUAAGGGUAUGUGGACAAUACAUCCUGAUGGACGUCUAGGUAAUCAAAUGGGUCAGUACGCAACCCUAUAUGCUUUGGCAAAACAAAAUGGGUAUCAGGCUUAUAUGCUACCUGAAAUGAAAAACUACUUGGCACCCCUUUUUAAAGUGUCCAUGCCAGUGCUCAGCAAUGAUAAAAUAUCGGCCACUCCUUGGACGCAAUAUGAUCUCCAUGACUGGAUGUCUGAGGAAUACAAUCAUAUUCAGAGAGAUCAUAUUAAACUAAAAGGAUUUCCCUGCUCAUGGACUUUUUUUCAUCAUAUACGAGAUGAGAUUCUAAAGGAAUUCACUUUUCAUGAUUCAUACAAAAUUCAGGCCAUUUCCUAUCUGCAGGAUAUUACAAAAGGGAAAAAGAAUGUAACUUUUGUUGGUGUUCAUGUAAGAAGGGGAGACUAUGUUAAUGUGAUGCCUCAACACUGGAGAGGAGUUAUUGGUGACAAAGCCUACUUUGAAAAGGCCAUGGAUUACUUCAGAAAGAAAUAUAGGAAUGUUGUAUUUGUAGUUACAAGUAAUGGAAUGGACUGGUGCAGAGAAAAUCUUGAUAAUUCGAGAGGAGAUCUUUUCUUUAUAGGUGAUGGUAAUGAGUCGAGCCCCGGCAGGGAUCUUUCCAUUCUUGUUCACUGUAACCACACUAUUAUGUCCAUUGGCACAUUUGGGUUUUGGGCAUCAUACUUAACAGGAGGAGAGGCAAUUUAUCUCACUAACUUCACACUGCAAGAAUCAAAUUUUCUGAAAAUCUUCAAGUAUGACGCUGCUUUCCUUCCAGAAUGGCAUGGAAUUGCAGCUGACUUGUCUCCUUUGCUGUAAAUCUUUCAGAAGAGAUAGGCUGUGAUCAGGACUCAUAGGGCAUUUAAGAUUUUAGACAGUGCUGUGUAAUGUAUGAUCAUAAUUUUUUAAAUGUUAUAUCAGUUGCGUCUGUAUUAAAAGAAUGAUUAUAUGGGCCACACUUCAUCUAUGUUUGUAUAAGUAUGGCCAUAUGUCGAUACUUUGCUUUUUUAAGCAUGUAUGACCCAUCCAAGCAAUGUUAUUCAUGAGGUUAAUGGUUAUAAGUCUCUUACAUAACAACUUAUAUGGAGAUGAGAUCUUGAAAACAUGUAAGGUGAGAAUAGGAAAUAGCUUAGUGUCUGGCCAACAGAAUUGUUAUGAAGGUAUGAAUUGAAUCAGACAGAAAAACUACUAAAUUAAUAAUAUGAUACUGACAAAAUAACUUCGCUUACAUCCCAGGCACUUCAAUGGUAAUUCCUAGAAAGUUAAUAUAUUACCAAAUAUUUGUCCAGACAGGCAAACAGAAAAGUACCAUGCAUAAAAAAAAAUUGCCAGCCAAGGGAGGUAAAGCCACAAGAACAUCAAUUUAAUAAGCACUUUCAUUCCAAACAUAAAACAACAGGAACUUUAUCAGAAUAAAUAUAUAUUUACUUUAAAUUGUAAUGUGAAUGACCAAUGCAAAGUAGAAAAUAAGCCAUCACAGUUUAGACAUCAAGGUCAAAAUUACAUAACAAGCAAAAGCAAUGUGACAGCACAGUAGGAAAACAAACUGAACUUUUAUGGCGAAUCAAAACUGCUCUAAUAUAGACUGCUGUAUUACACUCUGCUUGGCUUAACCACAUAACAGUAUUUAGUUUCUGCUCUAUGGUAAAAAAGAAUGGAGUCGGGAAUGCAACACUAUUAACCUGGGUAUGAGUGGCAGGUUGGGGGUUGAUAGGGGUAGCUGGGGAGGCAAUAAAGUAAAUAGCAAAUGCUGCCUUGUCCAUGUCAGGUAGAGAAUUGUAAAGAAACUCCCACACUAGUAGUGAUUCAUGAUGGAGGCUAUAGGAAUGAGGCUCCAAACUUUAAGGGAUUCUAGGGCAGCAUGUACUAACAAUAUAAAUGUCAAAGCACACAUGUAGAAUGCAUGAAAAGCCCACAGCAGGUUUUGCAUACUGUAGUCUGAAAUAGAGAGUGAAUGGUAUAAUGCAUUUGGUGAAAAAAAAAAAACUCAUCAGUAUCAAUAUAUCGAUAUACAAAGGGCAACUGACAACCAACUCCUACUUCCUACUGAAUACAAAACAAAUGUCAGUGAUAAUGUAUUCUUCUCCUAGGAAAGGGACACAUCUUCUGUAGUAUAAUGCAAUGUACUGUUUGUUGUUGGAUGGCUGAACAUUGCUGUGUACUAGGGGGACUUGAUGAUUUGACUGAUAUUGGUCAAACAUGGCUAUAUUCCUAUGUCUAUGUCUAGGCUAUUAAGUCUUCCCAAGCUCAAAACAACAAAAAUGGAUGCCAAAUUUGCACAUAUAGAUGAACAACUAGUAAGACCUCAUGUGUCAUUGACUUGUUUUUUCUGAUAACAAGUCUGACUUCUCUACACUACAUAAUCAAGUUGAUGAAUUUUUAAACUAUAUAUAUAUAUAUAUAUAUAUAUAUAUAUAUAUAUAUAUAUAUAUAUAUAUAUAUAUAUAUAUAUAUAUAUAUAGUGUAGUACUUGAUAUUUCUUAGCAGCAGGAUUUUCCAAUCCUCAAUUCCAUUUUUACUCUUUGGGAUUCAUGUACACUGGCUGUUUGCACCUUAUAAGCAUUUACCUGCAAGUUCACAUUUCUCUGUUGCAAUGUUAGUCAUCCACAAGCGAGGAGUUGUUCUUUCCAGGCUCAUAGCUGAAAGUAAGGCAUAUACCAGAAAACAUCAGUAUGAAGAAUAUGCAAAUUCUGUGCUUCAGAUUUUCUAAUUCCUCACAUCAUUGCAAAAUUCAGGUCUUCAUUUUAAAGCACUCUUAAAAGUAUAUUCUACCUGUUUAUUAUAUUUACAUUCUAGCACUGUUGAUCUCUUAAGCACUGACAAUAACUGCAUUUAUUUCGUAGUCUUUCCAACAGUAUUUAAGUAUUUCCUUCUCACCACACCUUUGUGACUUGAUCAUUUUCCUUUGUCAUGAAAACUACCUACCAUGGUGCUAUAAACCAGUGGAGCUGCAAAGUUAAUGUGGAAAACACACAUACGCUUUAUUUUCAAAUUUUGCCAGAUUUCCAAUAUAUUCUGCAACUGAUUUUUAUUGAAUAUUUAACAUAAAUGUAAUCAAGUUAUGAAAAUGUGAGUGACAUUCAGUGAACAAUGUUUACAAAAAUUUCAAAAUGUUUAGUAUCAUUUGAUGUAACUAAAUGUAAUGUUUCUGAAGCAGGAGACGUCUGAAGGACCAUCUUCCAAACGUACCAUUAAAAUAAGCCUGUGCUGUGAAUAUUAGCUGCAAUGUAGCAAUAGUUAUUAAUUCAUUUCAUCCUGAGCAGCAGGAGCCUAAUUAAUACCUUUGCUUCCUGAAAUCUUUCAAGCUAGGAAAUUACUUGCUUACUAUGAUGUUUUCUGAAAAUCAUGUAUUAAGGGUAUACCUCUUACGCUUUGCAAUAUCUCAUAAACAAUGCAUGUUAAAAAUACACAACAUAAAGUUAAAUGCAAAACA
Messenger RNA from Protopterus annectens (West African lungfish), 4323 nucleotides. RefSeq names its product galactoside alpha-(1,2)-fucosyltransferase 2-like. Gene Ontology annotation, molecular function: galactoside 2-alpha-L-fucosyltransferase activity. Gene Ontology annotation, cellular component: membrane. The coding region runs from base 618 to 1709 and encodes 363 amino acids. Gene Ontology annotation, biological process: carbohydrate metabolic process. NCBI's taxonomy places the organism in Eukaryota, Metazoa, Chordata, Ceratodontiformes, Protopteridae. The record is from RefSeq and is a predicted model, not a curated record. The transcript has 4 exons.